Oppiella nova is the source of this 273-nucleotide messenger RNA. The record is from the annotation of a GenBank genome assembly. Lineage: Eukaryota; Metazoa; Arthropoda; Arachnida; Sarcoptiformes; Oppiidae.
AUGACGAUCGCCGCGAUUAAGCCGAUUGUGACCAACAUUUUCGUAAUCCCACCGAUCAUUGGUCGGGCUACGAGUGGACUGACCCUUAAAGCACCGGUCGAUCGGGAGAAAGAUUGGCACUAUUUCCUGGUUAUGGGGCCACUGGUUGUGUACGUGAGGUCCAGUUCCCCUGCGUUUCAGACAUACGCCGGCGGUAUACUAGAUAGCCGUGAGUGCAAUACUGGCGGCCCUUUCGAUCACAGCCUGAUUCUGGUCGGGAGAGGGUGUCGAUGA